Loxodonta africana (African savanna elephant) is the source of this 6151-nucleotide messenger RNA. It is a transcript of the gene SAP30L, whose product is annotated as SAP30 like. The coding region runs from base 450 to 998 and encodes 182 amino acids. The transcript is spliced from 4 exons. Gene Ontology annotation, cellular component: histone deacetylase complex. Gene Ontology annotation, biological process: regulation of DNA-templated transcription. Gene Ontology annotation, molecular function: protein binding; transcription coregulator activity. NCBI's taxonomy places the organism in Eukaryota, Metazoa, Chordata, Mammalia, Proboscidea, Elephantidae. The record is from RefSeq and is a predicted model, not a curated record.
CAGCGAGUUUGCCCUGCAGCCGAAAGAAGGCGGGAGCCGGCGGGGGCCCUCGAACCCCCCUGGCAAGCCGGGCUGGGAGUGCCUGGAGAGCGGCCGCUUCCUGGGGCACCCUCUCGGACGUCCCUGUCGGAGGGCGACCGUUCUGGGCCCCCGGCGGGAGACGCUCCGGGUGACCCCCGGCGGGGCCCUGCGAGCCGCGGGAGGCGGCCCCGGGGCCUCGAGAGGGGAGACAGGGGGUUUCCGGAGAAGCGGGCCAGGGGGCUGAAGGAGCCGGAGCGCGGCGGAGCGGGGCCGGGCCUCCCGGGCGCGGGGCAGGGCAGCGCCUCAUCCGGAGACCGAGUCUGGGACCCUCGGGGACGGGGGUCUCAGCGACCUGCCCCGCAGGGAGCGCGGCCGCGGAGUGGCCUACCAGGGACCCUCCCCUCGCGGGGCCGGCCCGGGCCGGGGAGAUGAACGGGUUCAGCACCGAGGAGGACAGCCGCGAAGGGCCCCCCGCCGCCCCCGCCGCCGCCCCGGGCUACGGCCAGAGCUGCUGCCUCAUCGAGGACGGCGAGCGCUGCGUCCGGCCCGCGGGCAACGCCUCCUUCAGCAAGAGGGUCCAGAAGAGCAUCUCGCAGAAGAAACUCAAGCUGGACAUCGACAAGAGCGUAAGGCACCUAUAUAUCUGCGAUUUCCACAAAAAUUUCAUCCAGAGCGUACGAAAUAAAAGGAAGAGGAAGACAAGUGACGAUGGUGGAGAUUCUCCUGAGCAUGACACUGAUAUACCUGAGGUCGAUCUAUUCCAGCUGCAGGUGAACACUCUCCGACGUUAUAAACGACACUACAAAUUGCAGACCAGACCAGGCUUCAAUAAGGCCCAGCUAGCAGAAACUGUCAGCCGACACUUCAGAAACAUACCUGUGAAUGAAAAAGAGACCCUCGCCUACUUCAUCUACAUGGUGAAGAGUAACAAGAGUAGACUGGAUCAGAAAUCGGAGGGAGGCAAACAGCUCGAGUGAAGGUGAAGUGCAUCCUAAAGGCAUGAAAUAUGCUUAAUGCACAGGUGAUAUCAGCUACCGUUAAGCCCAUAAAGACUGUUAAAAUUUUAUUGUAAAUAAAAAAGUUUGAUGAGUACUGUAAAUCUUUUUGGUCAGGAGAAUUACGUUCUCAUGAUUCAGCAUGUGUAUAGAAAGAAUUUCUUUUAAAAAAAAUUGGAUCAUAAAAAGAUUGAAAGAAUACGUAUUGCAGCAUUUAACAAAGCAUUAAGUCAGUUCUACUGGAAAUGUGGGAUAAAACAUAUUUUGGUCGUCACGUUGUAGUAGCAGGCCACCAUGUGUGAGACAUAGCCCGGGAAUAGCAGUGAGGUACAGCUGAAGGUGGAGGUGCAUGAGCAGACCCAGAUCUGGACUUGCACGCUGCCAACUGGGGAUAUAGAUGUUCCCCUUUGUUGCAAGCUUUGUAGUUUAUCAGCAAAUCAGUUGGACACUGGUCCCCUCAUCGCCCUGUGCCUUGUACACAGUAGGCACCCAGCCAGUAUUUGGCGGUUAAUUGAGCUGUCACUAACAGUGCCAGCCUUGUAACAGCUGCUUCACACCUCUACUUACUGAGACUCUGCCAUUUCUGUUGCUUGCCAUUUAACUGCUAGAGUGUGGAGGGAGCCCUGACACCCAACAGGGAGAUUUCACAUCAAAGGAGGACUUCAGGGCAGUUGCAUGUGCAAAGCUGUAUUUGUCAAGGUUCCAGAAACACUGAUAUAAAGACCAUCACAGGAAAUGCAGUCCUUUGCACGCCCCUGUCUGCUUCAGUCUGGGGUGAAAUUGCAUAUUACAACUUCAGCCAUUCUCCUGGGCAGUAAAUGCUUUGACAAACGGAGAUGUUCAGUGACUUGGGGCUAAUAUCUCAGAAGUACUAAUGCUCAGUUCACAACCACCAAGAAAGCUGCCAAGGACCAAGUAGGAGAAGUUGAGCUCUGGGAGUGGAAGUGUGGCUGGCCUUGACCCCCGGGCUCUGAGGUCAGCAGCAAAUCAUGGGUUUAAGCAACAAAGGCCAGUGCUAUCUGAUGCUCAUAUUUGUGAGUAAUUUGUCUCCCCAUUAGGGGGAAAGAUUGCUAAAAUUAUUUUUUAAAAAAAGGAUUAAUAAUUAACUGAUUUUUUUUUAUGUUCAAAAAGUCAGAUUCCUCUAUCUAAUUAUAUCAGAGCCAAAGUAUCCUGUAAAAACAAAGCUUUAUACCCAAAAGUAUACUUUUGCAAAAUUCUGUAAUCAGGGUGUUGAGGGGCAGAGGGUAUUGGUAGGGGAGUGGGAGAAAAAGAAAAGGAUUUGGAUUCGAAUUUCUGACCAUCUGGAUGUAUAUUAUGGUCAAAAGUGUCAUUUUCCAACUCAGUUUCAAUUCUGAGUUCUUUCUUAAGCCUUAAAUAAUAAAAGGAGCAGCGGACAGCCGGGCCUGGCAGAGAGUUUUAAUGUCUCGUAGAUGGCUUAAUCUCAGCACCAACAUACAGAAGUCAGGACUAAAAUCCCAGGGAAGCAGGGUGGCAGAGUGUCUGGAGGCCUCAGUUCCCUGGAGCAGAGUGCGUGCCCUCUGUGGAUGGGCACAGGGCACCACGAACUAAAAUGCAGUGUAUCCCAUUGCAGCCAAGCUUUUACCAGUGUUCAGCAUGCAUGCUUAGCAGAUCGCUGCCUUUUUAAAUAUGUGUAAAUGAAUGUACAUAGAAUAUACUCUGGACUGUGUGGGGAUCUUAUUUUGAUAUGCCUCCUGGCUCUAGAGGGCAGGUUAGGGUGCUCUCAAUCAAGGUGUUUUCAAUCAUUCAGAUUCAGUGUGUAUUUUGAGGUCUUCUCACUACUUAUAGCUCAAGUAUGCUGAUGCAGGCAUCCCAAAGGGUCAAAGAUAUGUAGCUUAUUUGGGCUUUUCCCUGACAGGCUGAGUUAGAAAGGCUCUGAAGGAGUCAAACACCAAGGCCACUUUGCCAGGACAGAGUGUUUUCUCUGGAAAUGUCCAUGUCUUACAGAAGAAAACAGUGUAUCUUUCUAAUGUUUAAACCAAAAAUGUCAGACAGGGCAGACAUGUCACUGCUUCUUUAACAGCAAAUCUGUUUUCCCAGUUGAGGCAGCAAUACAUUUCUUUGCAGGAAGACAUGGUGUUAGGAUCAAUCUGUUCAAGUGUGUCUGUAAGAAUACUUCCGUUCUAAAGUGAAGCCUGGGGAAACUUUUCACCUUCAGCCAGAUGCCGUGCACACUCAAGUCCCAUACCGUCUUUCCUCUAAAGGAAGGUGCUUUUGGAAAGUGGAGGUUGUGGGUAUCUUUUCAUUCUUUGAAAACAGAUCAGGAGAGAGAAAAGACAGCUGUCUGAACUUAAGUUUUUUCCAUGUGCAGAAAUUUGUUCUCUCAUCAAACCACUUGCCUUAGUCUCUCCUGCAGUUACUGAUGACUUGAUCUGUGGCCACAAGACUUCUGCCUGUGAGAAAUGGCCAGACCUCCAGAGCAACAGGGUCUGGCUUCAGGGAGUAGUGGGGUUUUGGGAAAGCAAUGUUCAUCUCGGUUGCCUGCAUUUUUAUACCACCUGUCAAGGACUCUUCCACUUUCUCCACGUGUAACGUUGCAGCAUUGCCUUUUCUCCUCUUGGUGCUCCUGGGCAAAACUGGAAUUUGAAAUUUAGAACUGGCAUUGUUGUCUCUUUAAAGAGUACAGUUCCUGCCUCCGUUCCAGCCUGGUAUGGUUCUUUCAUAUGCCUGAAGGUUGUCCCAUGCAAACGCCAGUAUCCUGCCAUUCACGUUUCUUCGUUUUAAGGUUUUUAAAAAACAAAUGGACAACUGUUCAUUUCGGUGAACAAACUCUUAGUUUGGCAACCGCAUGUGAAAAAGAUCAUAGCUGAAUCCCAUGAAAUAUUGAAAACCAAAGGAUUCGAGACUGGUGUUGUAAAAUAAAGAAUUUCACUUAUGUGUUACAGCCGCCAAGCUGUUAGAUGUUCCUAUAAUAGCUAAAGAGUCACUGCUAGUCUUUCAGAGAAAAGAUAUUAAUAAUUGUUUGCAACUGUAAUGUUAUGUCUAACCUUGGCAUUUUGGCUGUUUAUUUUGUGGGAACUUUUUUGUUAAUAUCUUGCAGAACAACAGCCUGGUAGAAGGGAGAAGGUAGGAGAGAGAGGGAACUUACUCUGGGGGUCUUGCCUUUUGAAAUAGGCUGCCCUGGGUACAGAUCCCGGAGUGGUUGCAUUAUGGAAACUAUCUGAAGGCUCUCAAUCAUUACAAUGGCAAGAUCCAAGUGGGGAAGGGCCUUUAAGUCAUCUAGUCCAGUCUCCCCAUAGGUGCUUACAUUCUGCUUACAACCGUCCCACCAUGGGGUUGAGCAGUCUGGGCUUAAACACCUCUGAGGACAAAGAACUCACUACCUCUUGGGGAAGCCUGUUCUAUCUUUGUAAACCUCUGGCUUUUUUCUGUGUUCUCUGUAAAUUUCCAUCUUAGUCUCCACCUCAUCAGGCCACAUGAAACAAGUUGUUCAUCUUGGCCAAUGACCUAACUGCUGGCACUAUCCCAGGGCCUAGUGUUUGUCAUUUGGAAAGGAGCAGCUAGAAAAUAGGCACACUUUGUCUUGUAUCUGACACAAGACUGUUCUUCCCCUGAGUAUUGGUCCGUUUAGUUCCUUGUUGGAAAAUGUUGAAGGACCCCCAUCAGCCUUCUUGUACUUACUUGUUCUUGCUGAAGCUGGUAGACUGGGAUGGGGGAAGGGUGUUAAGCACCUGCUAAAAAAAAUAACCUAAAACAGGACUUAGUUCUGUGCCGCCCCACAAAAAUUGAUGUUGACAGCCUCACUUAGGAAAAACUUCAGCUAGAUUUUUAAAUAUUACCAUUGCUCCAUGUGGAAUUUAAAGGCUCCAUGGCUGCCAAGGGCUGGCACCUUAAUACAGUUCCUACAAGGACUUCACACCAUUUUUAUUGAGAAAACAAAGCUUAGGAACUUGAGGAAACCACAUCUCAGGCUCUGAGAAAAGCCCAUAUUUUCAGGCUGGAAACUCUGUUAAGGGUGCUGGGGUCCAAUCAUCCAUUUUUAGAGAUGGGGAAACUAGAAUUGAAAAAGCCCUGCCUGAAGUCCCAAACAACUGGACUGACCUCUAAGUUCUCCUGCUUGUCCAGCUCUCUCAUCACUGUCGGGCUUGCAGGCUGAUUUUCAGUCCAGCCUGAAGUCAGCUGCCCUCAGACUCUUGAGACCUUGCAGCUGAGCAGUUUGCCAAGGCUAACCUGGCUCUCAAGGACUGUGAACCAACCUGCAGAACUCAAGGUUGGGUGAAAUGAUUAGGAAAGCCCCCAGUUGGGUUUUGCGAAACGAAUGGUAGGGGAGAACAGAUCUAGCCUAAGAUCAGGAUGCAGGAGCCCUGGUGGGAGAUGAAGGGUUGUCCCAGAAUCCAAAUUCUCAUGGAAUGGGGUUGGUCUGGGAUUUUUUGGUCAGACUUUGGCUUUUCAGGCAGUCCUUUGAGGUUGUGUAAUUCAGUUGGCCCUGACUUGGACAGACCCCGUUCCGUGUGCCUGCAAUUUGCAGCCUCGCAGACCCUGUUCCUGAGCUAGGCAGUUAACUGAAGGACACCAGAGCUCAGGGUCAUGCCCUGGGAAGCAUGGUGCCUUAGGGGGUGCCUUUUUAUUUCCUUUCAUUUUAUUACAGACUGUUUCCACGCUUAUGGUGAGGAAGGGUUUUGAGGUAGACCCUGGGGCAAGGUGGGACCCAUUCUUAAGGUAAAAAUGUCUACUAUCAGUUCUUUCGUCUAGCCUGCAUCUUUACACAGAAUCCAUUUGCUUGCCUCACUUAAUGAACACAUCUGCCAGUGACAGAGGGUUGUACAGGAUCCCUUAUUUUACAUUUCUAUUGUCCAUUAUGCCCAUCGGAGUGCAUUUUGGGGAGUUUGUUUUUGGGUUUGUUUGCUUUUUUUUUUUUUCUUUUUCUUUCAUUUUUUAACUGCCUUAUUGAAAAGCAAGUGCCCUUCCAUUCCAGGCUUCCUCUUGUUGUACUUGUUUCCUACCAAAUUUGGGAGAUCAUUUGUAUUUUGAUUUUUGUAACCUAUGGCUCUGUACUGUUGAAAGGCUCUCAAUUCUGUGGGGUCUCCUUAGUAUGUAUGUGACUUUUCAUGUUGUAAUAUCACACAGAUGGGACGGCCCAACUUUUGCUCUUAAUAAACAAUCUGAAUGAAUAACAA